Messenger RNA from Guillardia theta CCMP2712, 756 nucleotides. RefSeq lists its product as hypothetical. Gene Ontology annotation, molecular function: protein binding. NCBI's taxonomy places the organism in Eukaryota, Cryptophyceae, Pyrenomonadales, Geminigeraceae. The coding region runs from base 37 to 747 and encodes 236 amino acids. The record is from RefSeq and is a predicted model, not a curated record. The transcript is spliced from 8 exons.
CACAAGUCAAAACCUGUCCAGAAGAUCAAGCAGCUGAUGCGAUUAUGCUGCACUUGCGGAGUUCCAUGGCGAGACGAGCCCAGCGAUCGCGUUCCGUGGGAGGAGGUCGUGGACUCGAUCGCUGGCAAAGUUCGGGCGCAGACCGUUUGGAAGGCGGUAGUGGACGACCGAACAGGCAAGGUCUACUACUGGAACACGAUCACCGACGAGACUGUCUGGAGUCGACCGCCUGAGCUGCUCCGCGUCAGCCGGUCACUGGAGACCUCGAUCAAAUCUGUGCGGAACAUGCGAGGCUACAUUACUCCUAUAGAGGGCAGCACCAACAUCACAGACGAGCGAUACUCCCUGGACGAGACGCCGCAGAGUGUGCUCCCUCGGUGCGCGAAGUUGCUGGGGAUGAAGCACGGAGUGCUGGCGGUGAGGAAGGGCUCCAAGGGCUCCUACGUGUGGGACUCCCGAGAUCCAGGAAGGAUCCUGGUGGUGCCGGCGCUCCAGGUGCCUGUGGUCGAUCCUACAGGAGCAGGCAACGCGUACAGCGCAGCCUUCGGCGUGAACCUCUCGAGGCUCCUGCGGAGGCGCCGACUGUCCCGGAGCAUGGCCAUAAUGAUCAGUGCAUGCCGGGCCACUGCCACAGGUGGAGCCUUCGUGGCGAGCAAGGGGAUGCCGGUGGUUAAGAAGUCGACCCAGGAGUGGCUGGAAAGAGAAGCGCGAUCUCUGCUGGCUCGAGUGUUCUAUAUUAAAGUUUGACACGGCGCU